Schistosoma margrebowiei is the source of this 2159-nucleotide messenger RNA. The record is from the annotation of a GenBank genome assembly. Lineage: Eukaryota; Metazoa; Platyhelminthes; Trematoda; Strigeidida; Schistosomatidae.
CAUUUGCCCAUUUAACUCAAGGUCGUCUGGGGCAAAAUAUUAGGCACAUUUGAUCGUCUAACUUCACGUUUAACUUCGAAUCAUUUGAACUGAAAUAGAAUGGCUCGUAUUGAACUCAUACGUAGAUUGCGACUAUUCACAGUUUUACAUCGAAUGUCAGAUUAUGAGAAUCGAUUUGGUACAACCAAACUAAUGAUACCAGUUGUUUCACGUCCUGCUUCAUUUUUUUCUUUCAUCAAGUCGAAGCUUAAUGAAGCUGCCUCUAGUCAGUCUAAAGACUCUCAGAGUGUACCAAAUGACAGUGAGUGGUUGGAUGCAGUCCAAGAAGUUGAAAAAUCGGAAUUGUUACAUUGGAAAGGAUCGGAUACUAGUAUGACUAGGACAGAACUUCGAAAAUGGAAGAAACGUACAUUCCUUCAUAUUUUAGAAAUGUUUAUUCAACGAUCAGGACCAAGUCGUAAAGGUUUCACUUCGUUUAUUGAAAAUGCACUAAUUAAAAUGCCUGAAUAUGAAGUGGCUGAUGAUUUAGAUUGUUAUAAAGCAGUAAUUCGUUUAUUUCCUACUGGACGAAUGGUUGUGAAACGUUUCUUACAAGCUGAUUUUGGUCAUUUUCCAAAACAACAACAAGUUAUGAUUGACAUAUUAAGUCAAAUGUCAAGAUAUCACGUCCUGCCAGAUGAUGAAGUUGGCCAAAUGAUUAUCGACGUUUUCGGUUGGCGUAAUCAUGCUAUGAAUGCUUAUCGUCGUCUAAUGUAUUGGAUGCCUAAAUUGUAUUAUAGUAAUCCAUGGACAUUACCACUUCGAAUCGUUGAUGAUCUUGAUUUAGAUCCUAUUAAAUUGGGCUGUUUAAUUGCUGAAAGAAUAUGCCCCGAUCGGAUGACAGAAUUCACUGUUGUACAGAUGUCUUCAUCUAACCCUGAUAGACCAGAUUCACUUAUCAGUGCUCAAAGUCCUGAACAGCGUGCAUUACUAGCAUAUUGUACUAAUAAACAAAUUCACAACGAUCAAAUUAAUAAUACUCAAUGUACAAAACCAACGAUUUAUUUAGAUGGACCACAUUAUGUAUGGUUUAGAAAUUUACAAGCUGCUUAUUACACCUUAUGGACAGAGAUCGAUGCUGAUCGAUUAAAAAAAGAAAUUAAUUCAGUAAAAGUUAACGAAGUGCCAAAGCAUAGUGCAGACGAACCGUAUAAUCUUUCAUUCUUCAACUAUUCUAAUGAUAGUUCAAAUAUAGUACUGAAUAGUUCCAAUUCCCAAAAUGCGAAUCGCUCACUUUUUCCACAUAUGAGUCUUCUUCCUACAGUGAGUUCAGUUGGUACUGAAUUACACCACUGUAAUGAAGAUAAUGUCUUUACAAGAUUUAUAAGUAAGUGUGAACCAGAAUUCGAUAAACGUUGGCUUUCAAUUCGUCAAAGUCAUGUCUAUAAAUAUUUACCAUCCAAUCUAUGUCAACAUGAACAAGGUGAGGGUACAAUACUUGCUGUUGGAGUUGUUGUACCUAAACCAGAUGCUUUGGAUAAUCAGAAAAAGUUAUAUGAUUGGGAAGUUUCUAACAGAAUUCAUCAUACAGAUUCAAAAGAUCGUAAACAACAAAAUCAAGAAGAAAGAUACAGUUUACCACAAAUCCCAUCACCUGCAUCUUCCGCACUUAUUCGACUUUGGUUAAGUGAACUGCACGCUAAAAAUCCUUUCUUUGAUGAUGCUGCAUUGGUUAUUCGAGUUCCAAUGAAUAUUGAUCAGCGCAAAAAAUCUGAAAAUAAUAGUCGUACUGAUGAUGAUUUACAUUUAGAGAAUCAAGAUAAGGAUAUUAAGUAUAAAUCGUAUAAUUAACGGGCACAUUACAUUGUGUAAAUAAAUUGUUUGCGUUUUGAGUAAACAAUAAUAAUAAUGUUAAUUAAAAUGUACAUAUAAACUUCAAUAGUGAUUAUCAGUUUUAUCAACUUGAGUAUGCACUAUUUUCUAUGUAUUAUUGGAAUCAUUGUUAAAGCAUAUGCUUUUUCCUCGUGUAUUUUACACAUAAUACGUAUCCCUGCAUGUUAGAGUAACAGUGAUUAAUCACAAGUGGAGACUGUGAUUUUGUGAUUGUUCGAUAUCUUAAUGAAUAUAUCUUAGUUUAAUUUAUCCAUAGUUCUGCAUUAAAACCAAUUGAUACUUUGUAA